This is a messenger RNA of Alternaria burnsii, 915 nucleotides long. RefSeq lists its product as uncharacterized. Lineage: Eukaryota; Fungi; Ascomycota; Dothideomycetes; Pleosporales; Pleosporaceae. The coding region runs from base 1 to 915 and encodes 304 amino acids. The record is from RefSeq and is a predicted model, not a curated record. The transcript is spliced from 2 exons.
AUGCAUAGUAUGCGUGCACUCGCCCUUGUCGCAGUUGCUGGUGCUGCCGCCGAAGCAAGUCAACAGAGUCACAUCAUGGAGCACAGUCACGCUCCGGCUAUGAUUCCUCGCGACGACUGCGCGGAUCUUCCGAAGCUCUGCACAGAUCCGGUGCUGUUGCGCGGUCAUGAGACCACUCUGACCUAUCUUUGUCCCGAGACCGAGGGCCCAUCCACUGUCAUGGCCACCACAACGCGUACCAUCACCGUGACAGUAGACCUGACCUCUAGCGUUCCUGUUGUGGCUACCUCAGACAGUCAGACGCCUGUGAUAGAAGAGCCCACCACGACUGAGACGGUCAAGUCAACAACUCAGGUCACUGUCACCAAGUUUGUCACUAGAGUCACCGCUAGCACUACUUCGUCGUCUCUUUCCCCACCUACCAUCACCUGGUCCUUCACGGCUAUUCCUCCUGACGUUGACUCCACAGCGGUGUCUUCUGUCAAGGCUCGUACAUCUGGCGCCAGCAGCUCUUUCGAAUCGUCCCCUAGCCAUGUAAUUAACAGCUCGUCUUCGGUUGUCUCUACAUUUUCGACACCUGCAUCUAGCGCCAGUGGCUCUCUCGAGCAUUUCCCUACUUAUGCCAUCGUCAACUCGUCUUCGAUCGCUUCAACAUCCUCGGUGGCUACUUUACCUUCCCUCGGUAUCCAUAGGCCCAUCUACCGGAACCACACGAUUGUUCACCACACUGGCGGUCAUCACAUUAUCGAUCACCCUACUCUGAAUGUAGCAAGGGAUGCCGAGGCCAAGUCCACCAAAACUCUCACUGCUACCUCUGCGACCGCAACUGAGAGUAAAAAGGGUCAGGCAGGAGAUACCCAGGCAUCAUUCAUUGCGCUGUUCUUCGGCGUGUUGGCUGCCACCCUACUCAUCUGA